Microtus ochrogaster (prairie vole) is the source of this 2832-nucleotide messenger RNA. RefSeq names its product lamin A/C (gene Lmna). Lineage: Eukaryota; Metazoa; Chordata; Mammalia; Rodentia; Cricetidae. Gene Ontology annotation, cellular component: nuclear lamina; nuclear envelope. Gene Ontology annotation, molecular function: structural constituent of cytoskeleton. The coding region runs from base 772 to 2763 and encodes 663 amino acids. The transcript is spliced from 14 exons. The record is from RefSeq and is a predicted model, not a curated record. Gene Ontology annotation, biological process: nuclear pore localization; nuclear migration; nuclear envelope organization.
CCUCCGCGCGCGAUCGCGGAGUCCACAGGCUCAGGCCUUGGGGAGAGCGCUCGCGGAGCUAACAAAGCCCGCGGGCAGCUAUGAUAGGAGGAACGAGUCUCUGAGCUACGUGGGGUCCGGGAAAGGGCGUUGGGGUGGAGGUAUCUCUGGUAGAGGAUGGGGGCCCUUCAUCUCUUAAGUAAAUCAUCCCCCUCCUCCAGCCCCCCAGUUCCAGGACUUAGAGGCCGCGGCUUGGGAGCUUUCCUUUUGUCCAAGAGAAGGAAUAGGACCGCAUCUAGAGGCCUUGAGGUCAAACGCUUAAGAGCCACCUUCUCCAAACUGGACAGCAAAAGCCAAAGGCAAGCUUGGAGCUGAAAGAGUUGAGCAGGCAGGAACCUAUAUUGUGAAGCCCCAGGCCAGAAAGCGGUGUUCUGGAGAGGGUGAGGCUUGGCGGUCCUGGCCCCUCCUCACCAUACCUGCCCCCGCCCCUUUGGGUCUGGGACGGCUCCUUUAAGAACAGCGGAUCCACCCCCUGUAAAGGAGGGCCUAUUAGAGCCUGUGCCCGGCUGUCAGUGACUCAGUGUUCGCGGGAACGCAGCCUCAGCUUUGACACCAGCCAACCCAGAUCCCGAGGUGCGCCAGCGCCCAGCCCAGAUCUCCACGCCUGCCAGGAGCGAGCUAAGAGCCAGUCGCCGGCUCGCUGUGCCCCUGAGCAGCCUCUGUCCUUCUGUCCAAGUCCCGCGCCCUUCUCGGGACCCCUGCCCAGCGGGCAGCAUUGCCACCCUGCCGGCCAUGGAGACCCCGUCCCAGCGGCGCGCCACCCGCAGUGGGGCGCAGUCCAGUUCUACUCCGCUGUCGCCCACUCGGAUCACCCGACUGCAGGAGAAGGAGGACCUUCAGGAGCUCAACGACCGUUUGGCGGUGUACAUUGAUCGCGUGCGUUCCCUGGAGACUGAGAAUGCAGGGUUGCGCCUUCGCAUCACCGAGUCCGAAGAGGUGGUCAGCCGUGAGGUGUCUGGCAUCAAGGCGGCCUACGAGGCCGAGCUGGGGGAUGCCCGCAAGACCCUCGACUCUGUGGCCAAGGAGCGCGCCCGCCUGCAGUUGGAGCUGAGCAAAGUGCGUGAGGAGUUCAAGGAGCUGAAGGCUCGCAAUACCAAGAAGGAGGGCGACUUGCUGGCUGCUCAGGCCCGGCUCAAGGACCUGGAGGCUCUUCUCAACUCCAAGGAAGCAGCACUGAGCACCGCUCUCAGCGAGAAGCGCACACUAGAGGGUGAACUCCAUGACCUGCGGGGGCAGGUAGCCAAGCUUGAGGCAGCCCUAGGUGAGGCUAAGAAGCAACUUCAGGAUGAGAUGCUGCGGCGAGUGGAUGCUGAGAACAGGCUGCAGACCCUGAAGGAGGAGCUGGACUUCCAGAAGAAUAUCUAUAGUGAGGAGCUGCGUGAGACCAAGCGCCGGCAUGAGACCCGUCUGGUGGAGAUUGAUAACGGGAAGCAGCGUGAGUUUGAGAGCCGGCUGGCAGACGCCUUGCAGGAGCUGCGGGCCCAGCAUGAGGACCAGGUGGAACAGUAUAAGAAGGAGCUAGAGAAGACAUACUCGGCCAAGCUAGAUAAUGCCAGGCAGUCUGCUGAGAGAAACAGCAACCUAGUGGGGGCUGCCCAUGAGGAGCUCCAGCAGUCUCGAAUCCGCAUUGACAGCCUCUCGGCCCAGCUCAGCCAGCUCCAGAAACAGCUGGCAGCCAAGGAGGCAAAGCUGCGUGACCUGGAGGACUCGCUGGCCCGGGAGCGGGAUACUAGCCGGCGGCUGCUGGCCGAGAAAGAGCGAGAGAUGGCUGAGAUGCGGGCAAGGAUGCAGCAGCAGCUGGAUGAGUACCAGGAGUUGCUGGACAUCAAGCUGGCCCUGGACAUGGAGAUCCAUGCCUAUAGAAAGCUGCUGGAGGGCGAGGAGGAGAGGCUACGCCUGUCCCCCAGCCCUACCUCGCAGCGCAGCCGUGGCCGCACUUCCUCCCACUCAUCCCAAUCGCAGGGUGGAGGCAGCGUCACCAAAAAGCGCAAGCUGGAGUCCUCUGAGAGCCGGAGUAGCUUCUCACAGCAUGCUCGAACUAGCGGGCGUGUGGCUGUGGAGGAAGUCGAUGAGGAAGGAAAGUUUGUGCGGCUGCGCAACAAGUCCAAUGAGGACCAGUCCAUGGGCAACUGGCAGAUCAAGCGUCAGAAUGGUGACGACCCGCUGAUGACAUAUCGCUUCCCACCAAAGUUCACUUUAAAGGCUGGCCAAGUGGUGACGAUCUGGGCUUCGGGAGCUGGGGCCACCCAUAGCCCUCCUACCGACUUGGUGUGGAAGGCGCAGAACACCUGGGGCUGUGGGAACAGCCUUCGCACGGCCCUCAUCAACUCCACCGGAGAAGAAGUGGCCAUGCGCAAGCUGGUGCGCUCAGUGACCGUGGUUGAGGACGAUGAGGAUGAGGAUGGAGAUGAUCUGCUCCAUCACCACCACGGCUCCCACUGCAGCAGCUCGGGGGACCCCGCUGAAUACAACCUGCGCUCACGCACCGUGCUGUGUGGGACUUGUGGGCAGCCUGCUGACAAAGCUGCCGGUGGCUCGGGAGCCCAGGUGGGCGGAUCCAUCUCCUCUGGCUCUUCCGCCUCCAGUGUCACAGUCACUCGAAGCUACCGCAGUGUGGGGGGCAGUGGGGGUGGCAGCUUCGGGGACAGCCUAGUCACCCGCUCCUACCUCCUGGGCAACUCCCGUCCCCGGACCCAGAGCCCCCAGAACUGCAGCAUCAUGUAAUCUGGGACCUGCCGGGCAGGGGUGGGGGCAGAGGCCUCCUGCUCCCUCCUCACCUCCUGCCCACCUCCU